Messenger RNA from Morus notabilis, 624 nucleotides. Its product is annotated as T-complex protein 1 subunit beta. Gene Ontology annotation, biological process: protein folding. Gene Ontology annotation, cellular component: chaperonin-containing T-complex. Lineage: Eukaryota; Viridiplantae; Streptophyta; Magnoliopsida; Rosales; Moraceae. The record is from RefSeq and is a predicted model, not a curated record. Bases 1 to 624 code for a protein of 207 amino acids. The transcript is spliced from 3 exons. Gene Ontology annotation, molecular function: ATP-dependent protein folding chaperone.
AUGGUCAGAUUCAUUCUUGACAAGAAGAUAGGUAUUGGACAGCCCAAACGCAUAGAAAAUGUAAAGAUUUUUGUGGCAAAUACUACUAUGGACACUAACAAAGUGAAGAUCUAUGUGGCCUGUGUUCGUGUUGUUUCAAUGUCCAAGGAUGUUGAAAUUGAAGGGCCUGACAAAGAAAAGAUGAUAGAAAAGUUGAUUUACAAUUUCCCGGAGGAGCUCUUUGCAGAUGCUGGAAUACUUGCAAUUCAACAUGCUGAUUCUGAUGGCAUUGAGCGCCUGGCUUUAGUAGCUGGGGGUGGAAUUGCGUCGACCUUUGACAAUCCAGAAUCUGUUAAGGUAGUGCUUAAUAGCGUUUUUAGUCAGCUAUUGAUAAUGAUAUUUGUUGUAGUGAUUGAGGCAGUGGAACAGGGUUUUAAUGUGAAGGCCAUGGAAGCUCUCUCGGAAGAUCUACUAACUCUGUAUAAUGUCUUCAGCAUGGAAGCAUCCUUAUAUGAUAUUGGAUCACCCGCAUCUGCACCGUUGAUGUCAGACGACACAAUUGAAAGCCCAUCCCAAGACACCAAUAUUGUAUUACCUUUGUCGCCUUAUACGGAAUCAUGUCCACGAAGCUGGUAUUGUUUUUAG